AUGCCUCUAGGUCGCCCGCGACGCCCCGGUACGGACGCAGAGCGUGCUGCCGCGCGACGUCAACAAGUCAGAGAGAAUGUGAGAGCCUUUCGUCAGAGAAACCGAGAACGAGCACAGUUAGACAAUCAACCAGAAAGCUCCGAUAGUGAAGCCCUUUCUCGCCAAAGUUCCGUUGCGAGGUCUGAAGCUGGCUCAUCAUCCCAAGUAGUGGCUUCUUCGUCUGAGGCCCUCAGUACUUCAUUCCGGAGACUCAGUACCUCGUCACAAGCUGCUGGGUUGGGAUCGACAGCCUCAACAAUACCAACUUCUUCCGUGGAACGAAACAUCUCCGUCACAAGCGAAACUAUUGGACGAACGAUCAAAUGGUCUCUUGGACUGCCGUUCAGGAUAGACUUAGGUCCUGCUUACUCUGGUGCCUUCAUCGCGGCGUUUCAAUACCGCAGUCUACCUGCACCUACGCUCACGGUGGAAAGUGAUUCCAUCGAAACAGAAUCUCUCAUGACGUUGUCUACAGAGCCGCAAGACACCAUUACGGAUAUAGCACCAACUGAGCAGCAACCUACAGAUGAAGCCUCAAAUGAGCUUACUCGAGUUGAAAUUUGCUACCAUACAUGGACAACGUCAGUCUCUUUCGAAGCCAUGUCACCUGGAUCUGAGAUGUUGCGAGAAGCGUUGCUGUCAGCUGCCUUGAACCUUAUUAGCAUAGAGAGGAAUGAUAGAGCAAUGGCUAUGCAAGCUGUUCAAAUUCAAGCGACAGCAUUGCGGAAACUUAGGGAUGGCUUUGAUGACUAUCUGGAGAACAAAGAUCCAGCGAAAGCCACUCUGCUAUCAGCAACGGCUUUAGCUUGCUCAAUGUCCGAACUUCUCGUCAACAAAUCUUGGGAUGGGUUUUCUCUACACCUCAAGGGAGUUGGUGCAUUGAUUGAGCACGCAGGUCCGGACGCUCUCGAUGAUCAGAUAGCACGAGAUCAUUUUUAUGGGUACCGAGCUGUUCAGUUUCCGUUCUCGUUCCUACACCGAAGAGGGUCCUUCCUCGCUCGAGAAGAAUGGAUUAACCUCGAAUGGAGAGGUGGUGACUUGGGCAAUUGUCCUAUACAUACCUUGCUGGAUAUUGGACUUCAAGUACCUUCUGAGAUGGAGCACUACGACAAGAAUCCCAAUCGAAGACCAGGCGCAUUGAGAAGGCAACUGAAGAAACUGAACGAUCUCGCUUCGGAGCUGAAUCAAUGGAAGGUAGAUGUGUUCUCCAGGUACACUUCUGCAAUGUAUACAGCAGAACCAGCAAGUUGGACAGGGCUUCAUAGCGAGGCCAUACACUUCACCAACGACAUCGUCGCCUCUUCCUUCACAGUUUAUACCGGUAUACGAGUUGCCCUUUUUUCUCUCGUCCGGCAACUUGCCGAGGAUCUGAAGGCGGAAGAUGAAUCAGCGAUACCAGUCUUGACAUACUCCAUCGAGGAAUCCUUCAAAUGGUCACGAAUAGCUUGUCAAUGUACAGAAUACUUCUUCGCAAGAGAACCAAACGUCGCAGGCAAAGUCCUUUGCCUCUUUCCUUUCGAUACCGCUUGGAGCACCUUUGUAGAAUUGGGCGAAAAUUACGAUCGAGAUAUGACGAAUGAAUUACGAUGGUGUCAGGGUGCAGCUGAACGAAUAGAAGCCACGGGCCUACCGGUUUUCAAGGUACGGAGUAGGAUUUGA
Mollisia scopiformis is the source of this 1698-nucleotide messenger RNA. RefSeq lists its product as uncharacterized. The coding region runs from base 1 to 1698 and encodes 565 amino acids. Lineage: Eukaryota; Fungi; Ascomycota; Leotiomycetes; Helotiales; Mollisiaceae. The record is from RefSeq and is a predicted model, not a curated record. The transcript has a single exon.